CUAUGUGUUCUAGAGUACUCUCCCUUGCCUCCAUCCAACAUGGCAGCGUCCUUUCUAGCACGCUGUGUAACCUCUAACACUAUUCGUAGCUUGGCAGGUGCCUACCGUCGUACUGUUAAUGUAUCAUGUAAACGCUACUUGCUGUCUCAGGCCUAUAGCUGCACUGAGGCCUGGAAGAAAAGUCUGGCAGAUCCCAUAUUUAGUCAAGUCACUCUCAACGAAUUUAUGAUUCAAAUGAGAGAUCAAUAUGAGAAACACAGUUCGAUAAGUGCAGUGGACAUGGAAAUUUGUGCAAAUAAACUACAAGAGAUGGAUCUUGAUGAUGCAAGUUUUAUCGAAGAGCUAAUAAUGAAAUUCCGAAGGUCGCCAGCAGCAAAUCCAGUCAGGGAUUCUAUUGUCUAUGUCAUCAUACGCAUGUAUAUGGAACACAACAUUGCUGACAGGCUUAUUCCACUCAUGAAGCAAAGAUCAGUAACCGGAAUUUUUCCAGACCCUUACUCCAUUAGUCUUCUCAUGGACCAUUUCAUACUAAAAGAAGAUUUUCAUCAUGCAGCUCAGGUUGCAUAUGAGAUGAUGAUACAGGAAGAUUUAAGUCAUCCAACCUCUCGUCUCUUGGCUUUGUAUUCCUGUGUGAAGUUCCUGAAGCAAGCAAAUAUGGAUGAUUUAACACCUGCAGAGAUUAAAGAUGAAGAAGGGGAGGAAGAAUGGAUACCUGUCAGAUACAUUAAAUAUCCCUCAUAUGAUGACCACUUUGACAUUAAAUCUGAGCAGUAUCUUCUGGGAAAGACAUUGUAUUUUCUGGGAAAAGAGUAUGCAGAUACAACCCUUGGCCAUUCUUUAAAAGUAGUGGGUUUAGGACUUUACCAUAAGUUCAAGCAUUGCCUGCAGGUACUGAAAGAUGUUGCAGAGUCAGGUGAUGCAUCCAUCACAGCAGACACUUUCAGUUAUGUUGAGGCAAGCUUAGACAAAGCUCAAGCUCGUGACCCUAACAAGCCAGAGAAAGAAAUGGGUUUGUUGACAAUUGAUGAUGAAAUAUACAAGCUUCUUCCGACUGAAGAGGAGAAAGAUGUCUUUCGGCAACAGCUGCAGCAGCUGAAGCAGAUGCUGACUGAUAAGGGCAAGGUGGUAAAUGUUGCAUUCACAGCUCUUGCAGAAGAACUGGUCCAGUCACAACUGUCACAGCAUGAGCCAUCCGACAUAGAGAUUCAGGUGAGACGUUUUGAUGAGUGGCAAGAAGAGCGAACAAAGCUUCUUGAAGAGCAGAUUUUUAUGCUGCAGCGGAAUGAAAAAAUGGCUGAGAUUAAUAAAAAGUUGAAAGAACUGCAGGAAAAAGAGGAAACUCUGCGUUUCUUUGAGUUAAAUGAUGAGAUCAGGUUAAUCCAACCUAAGCACUUGCCCAAGGAGAAAGUAGAAGAUGAUGAGGAGACCCUGCGAGCCAAACGCAUCAAGCGGCGCAAAUUUCGGCACAAUAUUUAAAAUACUGUGUGAGGAAAGAUUUUCCAUGUGUAUACUUAUGUGAGCAGAUUUUGUUACUUAUGUGCGUGUUUUGAAAGGAUGGUGGCCAUAAGGGGUAUAUGCUGUACAUAUGUACAGUUUUUGAUAUAUGGAUAGAUGAAUACUGGCAGGGGAGGAAGUAUGAAAUGGUAGAGUUAUGUGUAUCUCACAUUCAGUAAUUAGUCCAUCCAUUCUUUAUAUGAAGACAGAUUUGUAAAAAAUAUAUCCUCAUUCCCAUGCUUUAAAGAGAUCCAGCUCAAGUUCUAAAAGAGCUUUUUUUUUUAGUGGCUACUUACUAUGUAGCUUUAUUCUCAUUAGUGUAUCAGAAUCCCUUAUCAUUAAUAAUAAUAAUGGAUUUAUAUAGGUGUACCUCUCCUGAUGAAAGAGCUGAUGUUUACAAACAAAUCUUUAGUUUGUUUUCUGGUUGUUUUUACUUUUUUUUUUUUCAGAUGAAGCAAUUCAUAGAUGGUAGGGACUGUAAUAAAAAUAUAAUUGAAAAUAGAUGGCUUUGAACAAUCAUAGUCUGCAUCAUUUUAAUUUGCUGUCUCAUUUAUUGGUUUGAAGAUCAAUACAUGCUCUUUUGUACUUAUCAGCUUAUCUCCCUUUAUCACAGAUUGCUGCAUUCAAACAACUACUUGUUACAGAUGUUGGUAUGUGAAUAAAAACAGUAUAACAUGAUA
Messenger RNA from Pomacea canaliculata, 2174 nucleotides. RefSeq names its product 28S ribosomal protein S27, mitochondrial-like. The transcript has 2 exons. NCBI's taxonomy places the organism in Eukaryota, Metazoa, Mollusca, Gastropoda, Architaenioglossa, Ampullariidae. The record is from RefSeq and is a predicted model, not a curated record. Gene Ontology annotation, cellular component: mitochondrion. The coding region runs from base 40 to 1476 and encodes 478 amino acids.